AUGACUGUGCCAAACGGAGGCCUUCUGGGCCAGGAAUUGCCAUGUCCCAACAAUGCCGAGCGCAAAGACAGCUUGUCAGUGAACUCGGACCACAGUCGCCAGCCCGCAGACAUGGCACGCGACAGCAGCUCCAUGAAGAAGACGCCCCACCAGAUGCAUGUAGUGCCGACACUGACAAACGGACGGCUGGCCGGCCAGCACGAAGACGAGCCCGGCGAAUGCCAACCCACUCGAAAUGGCGGUGGAUCCCCUUGCCCUCCGGUCGACGUACCCGAGAUCAGUGUGUCUUCUCCGGACCACGAAGGAACCGCUCAGAACGAGACCCAACCAGAACCACAACCAUCACCUCCUCCCUAUCCCGGACCAGCUGCGCCGGCCACAGCCUCGACCCGUUCAAAACUGCGGAUACUCCCGCCGCACCUCAUCCCCCCACCCCCGCCUCCUUCCAUCCCACGCCCACCGUCCCCAUCCUCCACAUACCCAUCACCCCUCUCCCAGCCGCCGCCGCCGCCGCCGCCGCCCAACCCCCUCCCACCCCAUGGCCAGCCCGCCGCCGCGCCAGAGCUCUCCCCCCGCCGCCUCCGGCGCUUCAUGUCCUUCCUCGAAGAGACGCGCGACCAGCAAGAAGACCACCACGAGCGCCGGGAGCAGGCCCUCCUAGAACGACAAGCCCUCCACGCCAAGCGGCAGGCGCUCCGGGCGCAGCGGCUGCGCACGCGCGACGCGCAGGCGGGCCUGAUCAGCGAGCUGCGCAGGACGUGCCUCAACGCGAAGCCGCCGGAGCCGGCGGCCGUGUUCGCGCUGUUCGACGCCGUCGAGCGCGCGCACGACGCGCUCGGCGCCAGCGAGGAGGACUACGACGCCGACGAGCGCCGCUACGACGUCCUCGAGCUGCAGUGGACCAAGAACGAGGGCGACAUCGUCGGCAACCUCGUCGAGGACAUCGAGGAGCUCGGCAUCGUGCCGCCGCCGCGUGCCCAUGCUGGUGUCGGAGAGGAGAACGAUGAUGGUGAUGUCGACUGCCAGCGUCACGCCGUCGACCCUCGGCCUGCUACCAGCCCGGACUUUCGGUCUACGGAGGAGGCGUUUCCUGCGGGCGAGGCGGCGGCGGCGGCGACGCCCGGCACGCCGGUGGGGGAGGUGCGGCAGGGUCUUGCGGGGUACAGCUGGAAGAGUGACGAUGAUGAUGCUCGCGCUGGGACUGCCGCUGCCGCUGACGCGUUGGUUGAGGGUCGGCCGGGAGGUGAUGAUGCGGGCCUGGAGAACCACAGACACCAGCUGUGGGAGGCGGUGCGGCCGCACAUGGACGUGCUCAAGGGGGUGUCGACGGACGAGGGCAGGCGGGCGUCGGAGCCGGCCAGACGGCAGGGAGAGUUGAUCCAGGCGGCGGCGGCGGCGGCGGCGGCCGCGGCGCGGCGGCCGCGGAGUGAGGCGGACCUGGCAGGGGUGCUGGAGCCGGGGUGGCAGAGCAAUAUCCGGAGUCAGGUCAGCCAAUGGAUCAUGGACUCGCUGAAGGGCUCGCUCGUGCAGAAGGCGCUGGCCAAGGCGCAGCUCGAGGAGGACGGGCUGGAUGAGAAGGACUGGUGGGUCGCGCUCAGGCGCGUGUGGUCGACGGACGCGGCCAACGACGAGCCGGAAGCAGGCGGCGGCGAGGAGGAAGAGGAAGGGGAGGAGGAGGAGGAUGACUAUGUCAACAUUGUGUCGGAUUCUCGGGAAGGCGUUUCGGUUGAUUGGAGUUGA
Messenger RNA from Diplodia corticola, 1740 nucleotides. RefSeq lists its product as uncharacterized. The record is from RefSeq and is a predicted model, not a curated record. The coding region runs from base 1 to 1740 and encodes 579 amino acids. The transcript has a single exon. Lineage: Eukaryota; Fungi; Ascomycota; Dothideomycetes; Botryosphaeriales; Botryosphaeriaceae.